AUGCCCCACACGGUGGCCCUGCGCGGCCCCUCGCCGUGGGGCUUCCGCCUCGUGGGCGGCAAGGACUUCAGCACGCCGCUCACCAUCUCCAGGAUUAACCCUGGCAGUAAGGCAGCCAUGGCCAACCUGUGCCCAGGAGAUGUUAUUCUGGCCAUCAAUGGAGAGAGCACAGAACACAUGACGCACCUGGAAGCACAGAACAAGAUCAAAGCCUGCAUGGACCAGCUGCUGCUCUCGGUGAACAGAACUGAAGGGAAGACCUGGUCACCUCCYGUGCUAGAAGACGGAAAGGCCCAAGCUUACCGGAUCAAUAUAGAUCCAGACCUGCAGGAUAACGGGCCUGCGCUGAACAAAAAGCCGAUUCCCGCUCCUGGCGGAGGGACCCCUGUGGAUAACAAACAGAUGUUGAAUUUGCAGUACAACAACCCGACCCGGCUCUAUGCAAACAGCAGCGCCGAGCCGAGCCUGCCGGCCCAGAUGAGCGGGCUCCACAUCGCUCCUUCCCAAAGCCUCGACCCCUUAAAGUCUCUCCCGAGAAACAGAAAYGGGAUUGACAUGGAGUCAGAUGUCUACAAGAUGCUCCAGGAUUACGAAAAGCCGGUUUCGGAGCCUAAGCAGUCUGGAUCCUUCCGAUACCUGCAGGGCAUGUUGGAAGCUGGGGAGAACGGUGAGAAGCUCGACAGGCUGAGCAACCCGCGGCACGUGAAGCCGCCGGUGUCGAAGCUCGGCGGGGCCGUGUCCGGGCUGCAGCUGCUGCCGGAGUGCACGCGCUGCGGGAACGGCAUCGUCGGCACCAUCGUGAAGGCGCGCGACAAGCUCUACCACCCCGAGUGCUUCAUGUGCGACGACUGCGGCCUCAACCUCAAGCAGAGAGGCUACUUCUUCAUCGAGGAGCAGCUCUACUGCGAGACGCACGCCAAGGAGAGGGUCAAGCCGCCCGAAGGCUACGACGUCGUGGCCGUYUAUCCCAACGCCAAAGUGGAACUGGUCUAAAUGGGCGCUGUGCUCCCGGGCGCUGCGCGGCCGCCCGCCCACCCGCGCGCUGCCCGCGGAAACCGCCUCUAAUCGGCUCCGAUUAGUGAAGCCCAAGUCAAAUGCCUUCGCGUAGAUAAAACCGUUUACACUCCGGCUCCCCAGGGGCUGGUGUUGAAAGCCAGCGAGCAGGUUUUUCUCUUCUUUUUGACACUCUGCUUUUUGGGUUGCUGUGUCAGGUUAUUAGUCUCUGCCAUAACCUUAUCCAAGAUCUGUGUAAAUACUGAUUCAUUUUCUGCUUUGUUUGGUAUAAAACCAGUGUUGCUCUCACCCCCCCUUGCCCUCCAUCUUAAAAAAAAAAAAAAUGUAAGGAAGAUGUUUGAAAAGCUCAAAGAAAAUAAGGCACUUUAACAAAAGCAGCUGACUUUCCUAGCAUUAGUUUCCGACCUUCCAGCAAGGCCUCGCUCUGUGGCUUCCACAGCAAUUAAAAAUUAACAGCACAAGGAACCUUAACCCAUGCAACGGUGUCAUGUUUGGGGCUCCGAGGCUAAACCAGAGUUAGACCCGACCAGGGGCAACCAUGGGCAGCAGAAGGGGCCUUUCAGAGCGGGGAACUGGCGGCUCUGCCACCACACUGUUAAACAUCUGGAGGAUGUAGUUUGGG
Messenger RNA from Nothoprocta perdicaria, 1636 nucleotides. It is a transcript of the gene PDLIM4, whose product is annotated as PDZ and LIM domain 4. NCBI's taxonomy places the organism in Eukaryota, Metazoa, Chordata, Aves, Tinamiformes, Tinamidae. The coding region runs from base 1 to 993 and encodes 330 amino acids. The transcript is spliced from 7 exons. The record is from RefSeq and is a predicted model, not a curated record. Gene Ontology annotation, cellular component: stress fiber; filamentous actin; Z disc. Gene Ontology annotation, biological process: heart development; actin cytoskeleton organization; muscle structure development. Gene Ontology annotation, molecular function: muscle alpha-actinin binding; actin binding.